AUGUCACGAACUGCCCCUAUUGCCUCGCUUGACGAGAGUGAACCAUCUGCUAGCAAGACUGCUGGACCUGUUUCUUCAAUAUCGUUGAGGCCGCGCUCAAACAGGUAUAUCGCUGAACCUGGGCAGACUCUCAAUCGGGAUAUCACAGCAAUCGAUCAUCAGUCUCAAAACCUAGCUGCAAGUACCAGUAGUUUCGAGGCGGCAAGAAGUUCGCCAGAGAGUAUGACUCGGCAACAUCCGGCGUUGUUUCCUCCUGAGAGCUUGUCUUCGCACAAGAAUGAAAACACAUCACGGCCUUCUACAACGGCCGAAGCCGUACUAGACAUUUGCCUUUGUCAACCUGAUCCAAAAAUUCCGCGACCCCGCAAUGCGUUCAUUUUGUAUCGCCAACAUCAUCAACAAAAUAUAAUUUUGCAACAUAGAGGACUUUCAAAUCCCGAGAUUUCAAAAAUUGCGGGCCAGUUGUGGCAAGCAGAGCCUGAGGAAGUGAAGAACACGUGGAAAGCAUUUGCAGAGGAGGAGAAAGCUCGGCACGCUCAGCAGUAUCCAGAUUACCGUUUUCAACCACGGCACAAGAACAAGAUCGCACCGAGCUCAGUCCAGGGGGAAAAGGCGCGCUGCCCAAAGUGUGGAGGCAGAAGCAUCGUCGCCAAAUCUUUGGCAUUUACCCCGUCACUAUUGCACUCGAAACCGAACGAUUGUAUCACCUACAGUCCGACCCUGCCGGCACCUCAGAACAGCGUUUUCAGCUCUAGUCACAAGCUGCUAGGAGCCACGUCGAAUUCGAUUGCGUCGUCAAAUCAGAGAGAUAGUCAGGUCGGAACAACGGGCAGCCCCAUGGCAAGAAAAUUCUCAGACACUGCAAUCGAAAUAUCCGAUUCAAAGCGUCGUCGUUAUGAGAGCUAUAGGGCAGCAAUACCUGCGAGGCGAUCAGAAGUUACGCACCCGGCUAAUUCCAACGACCAGAACACCUUGUCUAGUAACGUAAUGAAUCUUAUACCUCGAGUGUCUGACAUGAAACGAGCAUCAUUGCCAACUUCUCCGGAAGCUAAGAUGUCUGCCCGUCAUAUCUCCACGUGUCAUUCGACAGCCUCAUCACCGCCUCUCACGCCACACACAACUGGUCCUAUCACAGGACUUCCUGCUUCAAUGUUGCCGAGCGGAUCUGGUAGAAAUGGGCUGCAUUCCUAUCCCGUAACGCCCAUUACAGUACACAACCAUCUUUCACCACGUCCACUCUCGCCGCAAGCGUACCAUAAUUCAGAGUCUUUGCGGCUGGCUCCACUUCUGUCUCCUGCUGCUGGAGAGCAUAGACGCAGCAUAGAAGCGAUGAUAAUGAGCAUACCCGUCAUUGGGAAGCUUGGGCAACUUCGUCGCAUCGCCCCACCUAUCAAAGAACCUUCGCUUGGAUCACCGCCUUAUCGUAUUCGUGGGUCUAUCAUUGCAAUCGAGGGCGAUGAGACUUGUGCUGCUGAGGCUAUGCUGGAGCAACUUGAGAUAGCCUUAAGGCGUAAUGACGAGUUCGACAUUCGGACUCUUCCAGGUCCGCGAGCUCCUGGAGAACACUGCAAGCUGAAGGACUAUAUAGACGUAGUAUCUGUGUGGCAUGACGAGACGAAGAAGAUUACUGACUUCAUCACGGGUGUCGAUUACACCCGGGUUGAAGAAAUUCGAGUCAAAGACUCUGUAUCCGAUUUCUCUUCGAUGCGUGAGCAGUCGAAUCUGAGCAGCGCAGAUAAGUUGGCAAACAGGCACAUAGGCGAUGGCGGUCUUUCCGCAGACGCACGCGGAGAUUUCUACAAUGCACCUUUUGAAAGACAUUCUUGUGAUCAUCAUUCCGAGGAGAAAACGGAGGCGGUUGCGAAGACGGAGUGUGAAGCUCGUCGCCGAUCCGAUGUAGAGCGACUAGCAUCGAAGAUCCCACUGUUGCUGAUAGGCAAUUACAUACUUCACGGAUCGAACGCGUGGUCGACCGCACUGCCUAUCAACGACGUCUACAGCCCAGCGGACCAUUGGGCAUGGACUGCGACGCUGUGGCGUGGUGUCGUCGGUGCCGAUUUAACCGUAUACGUCCGAACCACGGACAAAGAGCGGGAUGAACCGAUGAGUGCUAAUGGUGCAAGAACGCAUGCAGCGGAGAAGAAGGUCGAGAUCAAGGACGACGUCGGUGCCAUUCUGGUCAGGCGCGAGUACGGCAAAGUAGAUGAUGGUGCGGUUCGAAGGGUGGCUUUUGAGAUCGGAGAGCUAGUUCGCAUGCAAGCCGGGAAGCAGUCCUAGUUGCCAUGAGGCUGGAAGAUCAUCCCAUGCUCGUUGUUUGCAUUCAGUCCACAACGCUAGUAGCGCUGCUUUCAAGCGUUCUAGUUGGACUGCACUUGUGUAUGGGCACUUGAAGUUACCUUAAGCUACAUCAUAACAGAUGUGUGAAAUGACGAAAAUAAGCGUGCUACUAGAUGGUGGACUAUGUAUGCUCGGGUAAAAGGUAAUGCUGGUAACUGAUGGAUAUGGCUAUAUUCAAGUGUGUGUGCGUAGAG
Molecule: messenger RNA, 2531 nt
Organism: Verruconis gallopava
Lineage: Eukaryota; Fungi; Ascomycota; Dothideomycetes; Venturiales; Sympoventuriaceae
Exons: 2
Coding region: 1-2277 (758 amino acids)
Biological process (GO): cell differentiation; negative regulation of transcription by RNA polymerase II; anatomical structure morphogenesis
Molecular function (GO): RNA polymerase II cis-regulatory region sequence-specific DNA binding; DNA-binding transcription factor activity, RNA polymerase II-specific
Source: RefSeq, a predicted model, not a curated record